GACAUGUGUGCCACUGAAGCGGCCGAGUCGCUCCUACAAUCCGAAGAAACCUUCUCUGCGUGUCUAGCGCGUAUCAACGCCAUCGUUCUCAAGCCCCUGCUCCAGGCGGAGCCUCAUGAGCAGAAAGGAAAGGAUAACUUGAAAUUAUUGCUGCUUUUGAACGACUGCUUCCACGCUCUCUGGGACCUGACGGAGGAAAACCACCGGACGCUGAAAGAGAAGUUCAGCAUCUCCCCGUCGCUCUGCCUCCAAGACCUCUACAUCCUGUGGAAGGGAGACCUGUUUCUCAGUGUCUACAUCCAAUACUUUGUCACCUUUGCAAACUGUGUUGUAGUCCAGGGCUUUGACCAGGCGGCAAAGAAUAAAAGUGAAUUCUGGAAGACACACAAGACAGCACUGAAGCAAUUCCUUGCAGACUUCACCUCCGAGACAUCCAUACCGGUGGCCCUGCAUACAGUACUCCAUAAACCUCUCCGGGAUCACGUGCAGCAAUAUGCCCUCAUCCUUACCAGGCUCAGCGAGGCCAUUGGCAAGAGCCCUGACCAAGAACUCGUCACCAGUGCGGCCAAGCAAUAUGCCAAGCUGCAGUCUUUCAUCAGCCAAGUCCUGGAUGAAGCCUGCCUGACCAAAGCCCUGUGGAAGUCCUUGGGACACAAACUCACGGAGUGGCUCUGUGUUCCUGAGCGCAGGCUGCUGGAAGACAGCAAAAACCUUCCGGUCUUUGCCAGCGUGGGCCGAACCAACCGGGUUUUGCUCUUUGAUGACAUCCUAGUGCUGAUUCAGGGGAACAACUGCCAGAGUUUUGAUCUGAAGCUUGUGUGGGUGGAUGGAUCCGGCAGUGAAAAGCCAGCCCCAGAGAACAGGCAUACGAUCCAUAUCGUCACACCAGAAGAAGCGUUCUUCCUCUCUGCCAAAGAGCCACGCAUGAAGGCAGUCUGGCAGUGGAAGCUGAACCAAGCCGUGCGCCAGGCGCUGAAUGGGAAGAGAGAUUUCCCCUUGUGGGGUGAGGCCAGGGAGGGAAGCGAGCCUCCUAUCCAUCGCUGCUUCAAGUACGUGUUCCGAGCAGAGGGCAGAUUCAAGAACGCCGCGUACGAAGGUGAAUGGUACUGGGGGAAACCACAUGGCAAGGGGACGCUGAAGUGGCCUGAUGGCCGGAACCAUGUUGGGGAUUUCAAAGAGGGCCUGGAACAUGGGUUUGGAAUCUGCCUUGUCCCGCUCAUCUCCGAAGACAGGUACGACUGCUACAAAUGCCACUGGUGUGAAGGCAAAAUGCGAGGCUAUGGAAUCUGUGAGUAUGGAAAUGAGACGGUUUACAAAGGAUACUUUAACGAUAAUCUGCGUCAAGGAUUUGGCAUCCUGGAAAACCCUUCAGCGGAGCAGCCAUUUAAGUACACAGGGCAGUGGGAUAAUGACAAGAAGAAUGGAUAUGGAGUCUGGGAUGACAAGGACAGAGGGGAGAGGUACAUUGGGAUAUGGCAAGAUGACCACAGGCAUGGACAAGGCAUUGUGGUGACCCAGUCAGGCGUGUGCUACCAAAGAACGUUUCAUGUGGAUAAAAUGGUGGGUUCCGGGAUUCUCCUCUUAGAAAAUGACUCCGUUUAUGAAGGCAACUUCACAAGAGAUCUGACAUUUGUUGGAAAGGGAAAGCUGACCUUUUCCAAUGGCUUCACUCUGGAGGGCACCUUUAGUAACAAAUCCGGCCAAGGGCUUCAGACGCAAGGAAUCCUGAACACUUCCAGCGACCAGCAAGAUGCCUCAAUAACCAAAGUUCAACUGGGUCUUGAUGAGUUCCCGGUGGAGAAGAGAUGGCAGGGUAUCUACGACCAGUUUCUGGGAUUCCUCCACUCUGGCUGCAAAGAAGAAAUGGAGGAGUCCUUCACCGGGUUCCAUAUACAGACAAGCAGGGAGCUGCGCAAGUCUCAGGAGUACCUCUUCUGCCAAAGGGGGCCCGAGGAUGUCUCUGGGAAGAUAGAGGAUGUCCUUGAAGAACUAGUUCAGCAUCAGGAGCUGGAGUCGCUCCAGUGUUAUUUACAAAAGGCUUUUAAGUCUUCCCUGCACCCACUAGGAAAGCUGUUGAAGGCCCUGACGUUCGCUUUUCAGGCUACAUACUCUGGGAUUGGGGCAAACAAGCACCUACUGAACAUGGCACAAGAGGAGGUCAAGUACUAUGCCAAGAAAAUAUGGGAGCUUUACCAGGGUUUACUACAUCUGGCAUUGGAGCAGAAAGGCCAACCGCUGGCAGAGACAGAAGAUGGAGAGAAAAGUGACCUGAAUGCAUACAGAGUGAUUCUGCCUCUGAUCCUGCCCUGUUUCUAUCCGGAGCUCUUCAUGCUGUACAUGCUCUAUCAUGAGAAGGAAGAUGACCUCUACUGCCAGGGGAUUGUGGACCUGAGUUUAUUUCCUGACAUUAAGCUGCUAGAGGUCCUGGACGUACAGAAACACCUGUGGCCCCUCAAAGAUCUCACCCUAACGACCAAUCAGAGACGUUCUCUUGUCAAAGACAAGUGCUUCCUUUCUGCUACGGAAUGUCUGCAAAAGUUGAUCACUACUGUGGACCCCCGGGAAAAGCUGGAGAUCCUUCAGAAGACCUAUGAGGAGAUAGAGAGCACUGUGUCACGAGUAGUGGAGAGGGACUAUAAACUCCCAAUGGAUGACCUCUUGCCGCUGUUGAUGUAUGUUGUAUCGCGGGCCAGAAUACAACAUCUAGGAGCUGAGAUACAUCUGAUCAGAGAUUUGAUGGACCCUACCAAUGAAGGAGGGAUGUAUGACUUUCUGUUAACAGCACUGGAGUCGUGUUACGAGCACAUUCAAAAAGAUAUGAGGCUGCAUCAAAGGGAGACCUGGCAUGUGGCACGUGAUCCUUGA
Molecule: messenger RNA, 2865 nt
Organism: Emys orbicularis (European pond turtle)
Lineage: Eukaryota; Metazoa; Chordata; Testudines; Emydidae
Gene: ALS2CL
Product: ALS2 C-terminal like
Exons: 25
Coding region: 4-2865 (953 amino acids)
Biological process (GO): endosomal transport; regulation of GTPase activity
Cellular component (GO): cytoplasmic vesicle; cytoplasm
Molecular function (GO): guanyl-nucleotide exchange factor activity; small GTPase binding
Source: RefSeq, a predicted model, not a curated record